AUGGAAGACACGCGUGUGCUGUCCCAGGCCCAGGUCAAUCGAUUCUGUCGUCAAUUCUUGCAACUAGAACGAGAUCUUGAUUACCCAGAAGGACCAGUCCUGCGCCAGGAGAGCACACAGAAAGCCAUACACAAGCAACUGUUCUCUCCUGACGGCCCUAGCUACUCUCCGCCUGUCAGGUACCAGCUCAGAGUCCUGAAAGAAUUGGUGCAGAGGGUUGAAUCCAGCAUUGAGGACUGGGACACCCAUGGCGUCUCCGAGGAUUUCAUGGAUGCACUUGCGGAACUGCUCGCCUCUCCCGUUCCUCCAGAGACAUUUGGCGCCCAGCAAAAAUCCUAUGUGACAUAUCAUCUGUCCGAGCUCACACAAACGGCGACUUCACAAGAGGCUGCAAAUUCGGAAAUCACACUUCUGGAGGCCCGAUCUUUGAUCUCGGCCUCUGGCACUACCGGCCUUCGUACGUGGGAGGCAGCGCUUCAUCUGGGCCAGUAUUUUUGCGUCAACCCAGAACUAAUCCGCGGCAAGCGUGUACUUGAGCUCGGCGCCGGUACCGGCUAUCUGGCCAUUUUAUGUGCGAAGCACCUCUGUGCGGCACAGGUUAUUGCCUCUGACGGGUCCGACGAUGUCAUCAACAACUUGCCAGAGUCUUUCUUCCUGAACGACUUGCAAGACAGCCCGAUAAUCACUCCGAUGGAUCUUAAAUGGGGUCACGCACUUGUCGGCACCGAGGACCAACAGUGGAACCAAGGUAUGGCUAUCGAUGUUGUCUUCGGGGCAGACAUUACGUACGAUCAGAGCAUCAUACCACCGUUGAUCGGAACCAUCGAGGAGCUUUUCGGCAUGUUUCCUCAGGUUGAGGUCCUCAUCUCGGCAACGGAACGCAACGAGGCCACUUUCAAUGCUUUUCAAAGUCGUUGCCGUGAUGCAGGGAUGGAGUUGAAUGAGUUGUCCUUCCCGAUAGCCCCGGAAGCCGAGCAGGCCGGCCCGUUCUACAGCGAUGCUGUGCCUAUUCGAAUUUGUAGGAUACGAAAAUCGUGA
This is a messenger RNA of Verticillium nonalfalfae, 1038 nucleotides long. RefSeq lists its product as uncharacterized. The transcript is spliced from 2 exons. Bases 1 to 1038 code for a protein of 345 amino acids. Lineage: Eukaryota; Fungi; Ascomycota; Sordariomycetes; Glomerellales; Plectosphaerellaceae. The record is from RefSeq and is a predicted model, not a curated record.